Messenger RNA from Odocoileus virginianus texanus, 3042 nucleotides. RefSeq names its product retinoic acid receptor beta (gene RARB). The record is from RefSeq and is a predicted model, not a curated record. Gene Ontology annotation, molecular function: zinc ion binding; nuclear glucocorticoid receptor binding; nuclear receptor activity. Lineage: Eukaryota; Metazoa; Chordata; Mammalia; Artiodactyla; Cervidae. Gene Ontology annotation, cellular component: transcription regulator complex; nucleus. Gene Ontology annotation, biological process: regulation of transcription by RNA polymerase II; cellular response to corticotropin-releasing hormone stimulus; retinoic acid receptor signaling pathway.
CGCGCGGCCGUCAUCUUGCCUUGAGUGUCCAGAGCUGAGGUGUCUGCGCAGCUAUUUCACACCCAGAACUCUCGUCAGAAGGGCCCUGGGCAAGGCCUCUGCCCUCAGCCCUCUGUCAACAACUGAAAGUAGACCCAGCACCAAGGAGUAGAAAGAUAAAAUAGAGUCUGGAAGAGAUGAAGGAACUUGUCUGAGGACCCACACCUGGAUUAGCAGCUCUGGACUUUUAAAGUGAUAGCAUUUCCCAGCCUUCAGCUGAGCUGAACAAAAAGCAUCCUUCCUGUCAUCAGCGCAGCAAAAUGAGAGGCAGAGAAACCCUGCUGGAAGGAAGCAAGGUCAUCCACUGAAGCUUCUUGACUUUGGCCCAAAACACAGCUCAGAUUCCACUCUCACUUCGAGCUGACCUAGCCCACUUUGAUACCAGGCCUGGAGUGAUGCGUCCCUGCCCCCAACCGCCUCCCAUCCCAUGAAGGCCUGAACAUGAGCACCAGCAGCCCCGCAUGCCACGUCGCGGCGGCCGGACACAUGACUCACUAUCCCGCCACGCCCUACCCGCUGCUCUUCCCGCCCGUCAUCGGCGGGCUUUCCCUGCCCCCGCUCCACGGCCUGCACGGCCCGCCGCCUCCGAGUGGGUGCAGCACCCCUUCACCUGCAACGAUUGAGACCCAGAGCACCAGCUCCGAGGAACUGGUCCCAAGCCCCCCGUCUCCGCUCCCGCCGCCCCGCGUGUACAAGCCCUGUUUCGUCUGCCAGGACAAGUCAUCGGGGUACCACUAUGGGGUCAGCGCCUGCGAGGGCUGCAAGGGCUUUUUCCGCAGAAGUAUUCAGAAGAACAUGAUUUACACUUGUCACCGAGAUAAGAAUUGUGUUAUUAAUAAAGUCACCAGGAAUCGAUGCCAGUACUGUCGGCUCCAGAAGUGCUUUGAAGUGGGGAUGUCCAAAGAAUCGGUCAGGAAUGACAGGAACAAGAAGAAGAAGGAGCCUUCGAAGCAGGAGUGCCCGGAGAGCUACGAGAUGACGGCCGAGCUGGACGACCUCACCGAGAAGAUCCGCAAGGCUCACCAGGAAACCUUCCCCUCGCUCUGCCAGCUGGGCAAGUAUACCACGAAUUCCAGCGCUGACCAUCGAGUCCGGUUGGACCUGGGCCUCUGGGACAAAUUCAGUGAACUGGCCACCAAGUGCAUUAUUAAGAUCGUGGAGUUUGCCAAACGCCUGCCAGGUUUCACCGGCCUGACCAUCGCAGACCAGAUCACCCUACUGAAGGCUGCCUGCCUCGACAUCCUGAUUCUCAGAAUCUGCACCAGGUACACCCCAGAGCAGGACACCAUGACGUUUUCGGACGGACUGACGCUGAAUCGGACCCAGAUGCACAACGCUGGCUUUGGCCCUCUGACCGACCUAGUGUUCACCUUCGCCGGCCAGCUCCUGCCGCUGGAGAUGGACGACACGGAGACCGGCCUUCUCAGCGCCAUCUGCCUGAUCUGUGGAGACCGCCAGGACCUUGAGGAACCAACAAAAGUAGAUAAGCUACAAGAACCACUGCUGGAAGCACUGAAAAUUUACAUCAGAAAGAGACGGCCCAGCAAGCCUCACAUGUUCCCAAAGAUCCUGAUGAAGAUCACAGACCUCCGCAGCAUCAGCGCGAAAGGUGCGGAGCGUGUAAUUACCUUGAAGAUGGAAAUCCCUGGCUCGAUGCCGCCGCUCAUUCAGGAAAUGCUGGAGAACUCUGAAGGACACGAGCCCUUGACCCCCAGCUCCAGCGGGCACACGGCGGAGCCCAGCCCCAGCGUCUCCCCCAGCUGCCUGGAGCCCAGCGGCGUCGGCCAGUCCCCGCUGCUGCAGUGAGACACUUUCUAGCUACUCCAGCGUUCCCCAGUACCUUCACUCCUGGGAUUUAAAAUGCAAGGAAGAAACAUUUUUACUGCUGCUUAGUUUUUGGACUGAAAAUAUAUUAAAACUCAAGAAGGACCAAGAAGUUUUCGUAUGUAUCAAUAUAUACCCCUCACUGUCUAACUUACCUAGAAGUACAAACUUUUUAAAUUCUAAAAAUCAGCCAUUUCAUGCAACCCAAAACGAGUUAAAAGCUUCUGUUUUCCUCUUUGAACACGCGAGAUUGCAUGGCAAAGACCCAGUCCCCACGGUACACCCUGGCCGUGUUUCCGAAGACUCUGUACAUACAGCGGCGCGGCUCUACGCCUUUCGUGUCCCACUCCAGGGAACCAAGGCCCACGGUCGUGGAGCGGAUUACUGUGCGUGUCCAGUUAAGGGAGGGUCAAAAGGAUAAGUGUUUUGCUUUCACAGAACAAUCAAGACAUCCAGGUAAGGAAGUGGAGUAUUGUAGUGUGAUGAGAUAAGGCUAAAGAUACUCUAAUUCAGUUAGUGUAGACGCUUGUCCUUGCUCUCCGAUGCUCUCAAACUGCGUCUCUCAUUUCCUGUUGCCCAGUAAAUGUAUCCAGAUUCACUGCCGUGAGCAGAAGACUUCUCUAUCAGUGUAACUGCCAGUUCAGUUAUCAAACGUCAUUUGUUCAAUUGUUGAUGUCACUUUAAAUUAAAAAUGGUUUAAUACUUGUUUAAUGACAUAACUACACAAUUUUUUUAAAAAGAUACAUUUUUACAGUGAUAGCCUCCAAGGCAGCAACACUAUUCAGUGUUAAGUUUUUGUUUACCUGUUCACAAGCCAUCACGGAGGUUCCAUGGGGUGACGACGGGCCGGCCUGCCACCUGCGCCAGGUAACUCUGUGUCCUGAGAGGGAAGGGCUGACCCCCCAAGUCACGGGCGGACAGUCUGCAUCCGCUGGCCUGGGUCAGCCGCUAUGAAGCAGGGUGGAGUGGUUAACAGAUACAAGUGUCAGUUUCUUAGGUCUCAUUUAAGCACUAGUGGAAUUUUUUUUUUUUUUGAUAUAUUAGCAAGUCUGUGAUGUACUUUCACUGGCUCUGUUUGUACAUUGAGAUUGUUUAACAGUGCUUUCUAUGUUCAUAUACUGUUUACCUUUUUCCAUGGAGUCUCCUGGCAAAGAAUAAAAUAUAUUUAUUUUAAAGGUG